Molecule: messenger RNA, 2615 nt
Organism: Notolabrus celidotus (New Zealand spotty)
Lineage: Eukaryota; Metazoa; Chordata; Actinopteri; Labriformes; Labridae
Gene: rab38b
Product: RAB38b, member of RAS oncogene family
Exons: 3
Coding region: 299-955 (218 amino acids)
Biological process (GO): vesicle-mediated transport
Cellular component (GO): Golgi apparatus; vesicle; trans-Golgi network
Molecular function (GO): GTP binding; GTPase activity
Source: RefSeq, a predicted model, not a curated record
CAUGUUUCAGUGUAUUGCACUAACACACAGACGAAGCCCUCUAACAGGAACUACCUCUCCGCGCAGCGCCCUCAGCAGACUGUGCGCACCGCGCGUCUCCCCGGGGUGACUGGGCGAGGUCCUAAGCUCCCAGGCCAUGCCCCUGAGCUGCAUUAACACCGAGACACACUUCCUCAAGGGAGGGCGGGUCCUAAUCACACACAGAGAGGGAGAUAUACAGGACCAGGAGGGGGGGUUAAGCCUUAAAUUCUCAUUCAAAGAGUGUCAAAGUAGCUGAAAGUUGUUUGACAGGUAAAGAAUGAGUAACCACACGUCGUACGGUAACGGGAUGCAGAGCCUGCGGAGGGAGUACCUGUACAAGGUGCUGGUUAUCGGGGACCUGGGGGUCGGGAAGACCUCCAUCAUCAGGCGGUACGUGCAUCAGACUUACUCCACCAACUAUAGAGCCACCAUCGGGGUGGACUUCGCUCUGAAGGUGCUCAACUGGAACACCAAGACUAUUCGACUCCAGCUGUGGGACAUUGCAGGUCAAGAACGAUUUGGUAACAUGACGAGAGUGUACUACAGAGAAGCAAUGGGAGCCUUCAUAGUGUUCGAUGUGACGCGACACACCACCUUCGAGGCUGUGGUCAAGUGGAAGGAAGACCUGGACUCCAAACUCACGCUUGCUGAUGGACAGAGCAUCGCCACCGUGCUGCUGGCUAACAAGUGUGACCAGGGCCGAGAGCUGACCAGCAACGGCCUCAAGAUGGACCAGUUCUGCAAGGACCACGGCUUUGUCGGCUGGUUUGAGACCUCUGCUAAGGACAAUCUCAACAUCGGUGAUGCUGCAAACUUCCUGGUCAAGCACAUCAUGGCCACAGAGAAUGAAAUCCUGAAAAGCGUGAUACCAGACACCAUCUCGCCUCAGUACGACCACAACAGGCAGUCGAGCUGCUCUGGAUGCUUCAAAUAAUGUCUGAGAGGAAUCUCAUGGAGACAUAUUCGGACAAAGAGAGACAGGCAUACCGCAGGAACUUCCAGUGAAGUGAAAGUCCCCAUGAAACAGUUCACCUUCUGUGUUCCAAACACAAGCUGAAGAUUUUUAGUCUGCGGCAUGACUGACUGAGGAGAGGCAUGUGGAUUCAAUAGACUUUUGGUAACUUGACAAACAGUGUUUAAAGUUCUUAUCAGGCAAACAAGUGACUCUUCAGGUAUCCACGAUACAUUUCUCUUUCUUUUGUUGUUUUGUUUUUGGCAUGAUUAUUCCUAUUAUCAAAAUAUCAGUCUUUUUUUUUUAAGGCUGCUCUUUCAUCUGGUCAAGAUACAUUCCUUAAUGAAAUAACAGUUUAACUGGAUUAAAGACUGAAAACAAGCGCUGUGUUGGCCUCAACUCCACACACACACACAGCACUUUCAGCCUGACAGAACGCAGCAUUGACAAGCUCAGUGGAUCCUGAGAUCUGCUAAAUAUAAUUAUGUGAAUUUGCACAUGCAUUGCUUAUUUUUAUUGUGAUUUAAUUUAUUUACAGUAUGCGUUUAUGAAAUACUUUUAAUGUAAUGCUGGUUAGUUUAUUGUGUUAAUCUGCCUUUAUAUUUCCCUCAGAUGACUAUUGUGUAAGCCUUAUCAAAGCAGGCACAUUAAGUAACAAUGCAGUCUUAUUAAUAGAAAAUAACUUGUUUGUUUGUGGCGAGCAGCUGCAAAGAACAGGAGAGUUUAACGCUGAGACACACAAACAGCCCGGAGUGUGUGCGCGGUGUAUCGCGCCCUUUGUGGCCAGAGAAUAGUUUCAGUGGAGAAGUUCAGUUUUGAGUGAUGAAAGGUUCUCAGACAUGUUUGUUUGUUAAUGGAAGAGAGUGGGUGUCUUGUGUUUGUGUGUGUGUGUGUUGGUGUUUGGUCAUUUUUUUCUUUAUAAGAAGAAGAAGAAGAAGUAGAGCAUCGAUUGUCUGGAUGUAAACCGGACAUCCUUAUGAGUCCGCCUGCUAGAGCCGAACCUUCUGUAUCCAUGGUAACUAGCUCAAGUCUUUUUUUUUUUUUUUUAUGGGUACCCUCAAACGUCUGUGUGAAGCUAUUUCUUGCUGUACUUGCAACCAUACAGACUCAAAUGCACACACACACACACUCGUACAAACACAUGCACACAGAUUUCUCCACUGUCCAUGUUCUUGUUACAUUUCUCCUCCUCGAUUACUUCUCAUUUAAAUCUUAAAAACUCCAUCCUCACUGAGCAUGGAUGUCUUCUUUUUAAAUGUCACCUGCCCCCCCUUCGUCUCGACUUUCUUCUCUGAUUCAGCAUGUACUGCACAUUACAUAAAUCUGCACAGGCUCAACUGUACACCCACAUAAGCAGCUUGAUUUCUUGAUCUUCCAAGAAGUUGACACUGGUUGCAUUUAUGUGACUGUUCUCUUGUUUUUGGUGCAUCUCUGCAGUGUCUUCUGUAAAAACCAAGCAAGUCGUUGUCAAAGCUGUGCCUUUUUUUUCCUCUUCUGUUACUUAAGGGUGAUGUCAUUUUGUGUGACCUGAUACAAGCCAAUGUUUACUCAAGUCCCUUGUUAUAAAAAUGUGCUAAGCUGGCUCAGAUUCAUGUCAUUAUGCGGUGCAUUGUGAGUUAAAGAGAUUACAGUAAAUGCAUGA